Molecule: messenger RNA, 3591 nt
Organism: Mycena citricolor
Lineage: Eukaryota; Fungi; Basidiomycota; Agaricomycetes; Agaricales; Mycenaceae
Source: the annotation of a GenBank genome assembly
AUCAUCUUUUGGUCUGCUCAUCAUGCUAGCACCGGUCGCGUCUCGACUGUGCCCUAAUGCCGUGACCAAGGCACGAUUCCACGCGUCUGCGUGCGCAAAUGCGCUCUCGCUGAAGCCCCCAAAAGAAAUCUCGGGCAUGAAAGUCUCUCGCCGCUUCUCGGGCAAGAAGGCGUUCCAGUACAACUGGUACAUGCGCAUCCUCAACUCCACGAAGACUUCUCCGCUCCUCAUUCUCUACCACAACGACUUCAAAUCCGAGCGCCUCGUUCAGCUCCGCCGCGACGUCACCGCUGCAUCGAACCGGCUGAAGCAGCAGCAGCAAAAACGCGCACAGGCAGCCGGCAUACCAGUGGAGGAAACGGACGACCCUUUGCUCACUGUGAUACGCUCGAGCAUAUUCGGCGCCGCGAUCCGCGACUUUCCCGCGCUCGAGAACGCAGAGGUCGAGCCCAUGGUGGAGAACGUAUCGGGCUCGCUGGCGGUGCUGUCCCUGCCUGUGCUCGACCCGCCACAACUUAAGGCGAUCCUGCGUACAUUCGAGCGCUCGGCGCCACCGCGCAAGCCCAAGACACCUGAGGAGCUGAAGAAAGAGGAGCAGGAGAAGAACGCGGACCCUGCGAAUCCGGGAAAGCGCAUGAAGCGAAUGCGACAGGUGGUGGAUCCGGAGCUGAAGGUGCUCGGCGCUUUCUUUGAUGGGCAGGUGCUGCUUCCUGCUCGGGUGAAGCAGGUGGCGGACAUGCCGACGCUGCAAACGUUGAGGGAACAGUUGCUUGGACUGUUGAGUGCCCCGGGGACACAACUUGCGAUGACGCUCAGUGCGGCCAGUGGAGGCAGGUUAGCCAGGACGCUAGAGGGACUAAAGAAGGGUUUGGAGGAGAGCGCAGGGGAGGCACCAGCGGCGUAGAUUGUUCAUUUUCCCCCUAUGACACGGUGGAACGUAAUCGGGAUACACUUCAACUAAAAACAGCCGUACUGGGUGGGGACCAGUUCUUAGCGCGUUCUACGCAUCGCAGGAAGUUCUAUGGAACCUCAAGCAGCAAGCUUCAAGGUCGACGAAUGUAGAUUCUAUUACAUUCCUAGUUCCUGAAUUGCUUUUGUCAUGGUUGCCACUAGGGCGCUUCAACCUGCGCAUCGCACUACCAGGAGACGGUCAGGCAUCUUGCAAGCUGUCCGUCUCAAAUCGGCAUGCAGGGUCGAAGGAGCACAUGCAUGUGCCCGGCUGGGUCAGCAGAGGUCGCUAUAUUUUGUCUUGGCUGUUAGCCUUCUACUUCGCCGAACUCGCCCGACUAACUCUCUACACGAAACUCAAGCAUGUAUGCUGCUUAAAGGAAAUUGGAGCAUCGUGGCUAUUGCACAACAAAGCGGCUUAGAGUUGCAGCGGUCGGGUAGAGAGGGAGCUUGAGGCAACGAUAUCAAGAGAAAAGAACCGGCAUCAACGAUCAAUAUAACUUUGUUCCUGUCUGCUAGCAGACUGGGAUGGACCCCGUACGUCUUGACGCUCCCUCGCUCUCUGUGUCCCGCGCAUCAUCUUCAACUUCUUCUUCUUCCACCUCCCGUGCCUACUCCAGCGGCGACCAGGACUUUCCCCAGGACCACUCCCGCAGCCCCUCGGAGACCACACUCUUUUCGAUUUACUCCAUGUAUGGUCGUGACUCUCUACCGCCAGUACCCAAAGACGACAUACCCGCGGUCCGUCUGACCAUCCCCGAGACCUUUCGGCGCUCUGUGAUCAAAGAGGACAGUCCAACUGAGGACACGGACUCGGCGUACUUUGACUUGCCACCUGUGCCGUCGGCACGUCUGCUCGACCUUACGAAAGAGCAGCUCUUAGUCACUCGGCCGACCCGAGUAUCCAGUCUGCGGCCCAUUUCAGACUAUACGACGACCUCGUCAUCGUCCAUGCGUGGCAGUUUGACCGCGACGGAGGAAAGAAGGGCUUCGACGAGUAAUAUCCAGCUACAGUCUUCUCGCGAAAGCUCUCCGCGGCCGGAUUCGCUUCUUGGACUUCCGCCACUUCCGCCCUCCCGUACGCCCACACCGUCUUUGAGCCCUCCCCCUCCCGCUGUGUCACCCACACUCCCUCUCAAACACCCCUUCUCCGUACUCGGGAGCAAGACAUCACUUGUUCCAUCAGAAGGCGAAGACCUGGAUGGUUUCCAUGUGCGGAAUACAUACGCACAGCUGGAAGUCUCUGGUGUCAAGGGCGAUGGCUGGGAGGAAGGCGUCGAGCGCACGCGUGCGCGCAUCGGCGCCAGUCGGGCGAGCCAAAUGAUGGCCGAGAAUGCGAUCGGAGAUGGCACUGAAAAGUCACAAGAAUUGGAUCCGCGCGAGAUUCGGACUUUGAGAGAAGUGGACCGAUAUGGAUUCUUCUCGAUUCCAUCACACGACCGCCUGGUGCUGUUGCCCUCUGCACCGUUCCUUGUCCGCCUCAGUGUUGUCCAAGCCGGCCCACCUGCGGCUGGGCCGUCCGCCAAGUCCUUGGAGUCGAGUCCGCCAGCACGGAAACCGCCGAAAGAGCUUUCUCGCAUCGAGAAAUGGACCCGCAUGAUGCUCCCGCAGCUUCGGGACCAGGGAGCGAAUGCUCUGUCUUGGCAUGUCAAACCAUCGAAGGAGGCCAAGUUGCGCGUGCGCGUGUACAAAGGAAUACCCGACCGAUGGCGACCUGCCGCAUGGGACAUGUUCAUGAGCACCAAAGCGAGCAUGGGGCCCGAACAAAUGUCGCGGUUGGCGGCCCGAUAUCGUGACGGCCUCGACAAGCCUUCGACGUACGAUAUUCAGAUCGACCUGGACGUUCCCCGUACGAUCAGUGGGCAUGUGUUCUACCGGACGAGAUAUGGUGCUGGGCAACGCUCCUUAUUCCACGUGCUGCAUAGCUUCUCUUUGCAUUGCGGAGAAUGUGGAUAUGUGCAGGGCAUGGGCCCCAUCGCAGCGACUCUGCUGUGCUAUCUCGAUCCAGAAAAGGUGUAUGCCUCCCUGGUGCGGCUGCAUGACGCCUAUGGCAUGCACACCAUCUUCAGCCCCGGGUUCCCUGGCCUCCUCGAAGCCAUUUAUGUGCAGGAACGCAUCACAGAGACGAUGAUGCCGGCCGUGUAUGCUGCUUUCAAGAAGCACAGCAUCUCGACGACGUCCUACGCCACCAAGUGGUACAUCACGUUGUUCGCCAACUCGGUCCCUUUCCAGACCCAACUGCGGCUGUGGGAUGCGUUCUUGUUCGAGGGUACGGAUCUGUUCGUUGCCGUGGCUGUUGCCAUCGUGUGGGCCUACCGUGAUCAUAUCACCUCGUCUGCCGCCAACUUUGAAACCAUUUUAUCCUUAUUGUCGUCAUUUUUCAUUCCGGAAGACGAAGAUACCCUGCUGCUCUGGAUGGAGAAGACUCUUGGCGACAAGAAACUCCGCCAGAGCAUGGUGCAGUGGCGCGUCGACUGGAAAGGUCUCGUUGCUUCCGGCAAGGACGGCGCCGCGCUCUUAUAAUCACACUCGUUUCCUUCUCUAUCUUCCUCUAAUAUUGGGUCUUGUCCAGACAUUAUUCCCGUAGCUUUCAUUUGCUUUUCAAGAUGCAUCUGUACCUCCGCACAAUCAAUCUGUUUUUUU